CUCUCCGUUUCUCCCCGCAGGCAGCGCAGACUCUCCCCGCGGCAGGGCCGCUCCGCUCCUCCCCGGGUCAGCUGACGGCGGCGGCGGUCCCGUCAUGGCCUCCCGGAGCGGCGCGGCUGAGGCGCUGGUCCUGCUUCUCCUCUGGUUCGCAGUCCUGGAGGGAGCAGCGGGCUCGGAGCCGCCGCCUAAGUGCGAGGACCUGCGGCUGGGGCAAUAUAUGUGUGAUGAGCCUAAAAUAGACAAUAGCACACAAGAACCAAUGAAUUGCACAAAUCACACAGCAUAUGUUCAGUGUCUGCCAGCACCAAAUAUUACUUGCAAAGAUCACCUUGGCAUAGAGAAAGUCUUUUCGGGACUUGAAGUUGGAUUUUACAAGCCCAUUGAGUGUCGCAAUGUAAAUGGAUACUCCUACAAAGUGGCAGUGGCUCUGUCCUUAUUUCUUGGAUGGUUGGGAGCAGAUAGAUUUUAUCUAGGAUAUCCUGCAUUAGGUUUGUUAAAGUUCUGCACUGUAGGGUUUUGUGGAAUUGGGAGCCUAAUUGAUUUCAUACUUAUUUCAAUGCAGAUCGUUGGCCCUUCCGACGGCUCCAGCUACAUCAUCGAUUAUUACGGGGCCAGACUGACCCGGCUCAGCAUCACCAAUGCAACCUUCAGGAAAAUGCAGACCUAUCCCUAAUAGCCCUAACUCUGGCAGGGGGUGGCACAAACCCACAGGUGCAGCUGGUUUUUACAGCUGGAUCCAGUGGCCCACUGGAAUUGCUGAGGAUUUACUGAUUGCCCCUCGUCAGAACGGAAUAUUAAAUGCACGGUGAACAAAGAUGAUAAAAUGUGAAAGUUCCUCACAAAGUUUACCUCAAAGGUGGAACUUUGGGGCUGCUCUGUUUCUGGGAGCAGAGUUGCUGAGUUACAUCAUCUGUGAAACGUGCAGACUGUUGCAACUUGCGCUGAUGUUGUGUCUGUGUCAUAUGGAGUGUUACAGAGAGCUGCAGAGAGAGUUGUUCAUAAUAAAUAUGCAGAUAUUUAUUCCAUUGAAAUUUAUAAGAGUUUUAACAUGGAUACACCUGGGGGUCUGUCCUUGUGGCAGUUUGGAAAUUAACUUAAAAAUCCCUAACCACACAAACUGCCUUUUUUUCCCCCAUCCUGUUAAAACCCAAAGAGCCCUAAAUCUUAGGCUGGUGUAGCCUGUGAAAUUGGGUUAAUUAAAACAAUUAUUUCUUUAAAUUUUAGUCAAGUUGCAAAAUUUGGUCAAGUUCUGAUCAACAGUAGAAACAUGGAUGUGGAAAAAAUAGAACUGUAGCUAUCACAAAAAAAGAAGGGUGGAUGUUGGGGUGCCCUGAGGUUAGAAAAACAAAUAAUUGUACUGCUUAUUUUGAUUUUUCUUUUCUUUCCUCUCUUGCAACCAUCGAUAGUGAAAUAAAUACCUUUUUUCUCCUAAAAAUAA
Molecule: messenger RNA, 1438 nt
Organism: Serinus canaria (Common canary)
Lineage: Eukaryota; Metazoa; Chordata; Aves; Passeriformes; Fringillidae
Gene: TM2D1
Product: TM2 domain containing 1
Exons: 6
Coding region: 95-673 (192 amino acids)
Source: RefSeq, a predicted model, not a curated record